AUGGCCUCGAUCCCCCCAACAAUGAAAGCCAUCCUUGUGCCCAAAAUCGGCGGGGCUGACGUGCUCCAAUACACCGAGUCCCAACCCGUCCCUACACUCUCUGACGGCCAGGUGCUGGUCAAAAACGCCUUCGCUGGCGUCAACUUCAUUGACACAUACUUCCGUUCGGGCCUAUACCCAGCGCCGUCCAUGCCGAUGAUCAUUGGGCAAGAAGCGUCUGGCACGAUCGCGAAGAUCCAAGGCUCCAACCCACUCGGCUUCAAGGAAGGCGACCGCGUUGUUUGGAUCGGCCGCGGCGGCUAUGCAGAGUAUACUGCAGUCCCCGCCGACCGAAUUAUCAAGAUCCCUUCGGCCGUGUCUGAUAAGGACGCAGUCGGGGGGUUCCUUAUGGGCAUGACGGCGCUGAGUCUAAUCAAGGAAGCAUACCCCGUGAAGAAAGGUGAGACCGUGCUCGUGCACGCGGCUGCCGGCGGUAUGGGCUUGAUUCUAUGCCAGAUGUUGCGAAAUAUGGGGGUUACGGUCAUCGGCACGGCGGGCGGGCCUGAGAAGUGUGCGCUCGCGAAGCAAAAUGGCGCCACGCAUGUUAUCGACUACAAGGCCACGGCCGGGCAGAGCUGGGUCGAGCAGGUCAUGAGCCUCACAGGCGGACAGGGCGUGGACUGCACGUUCGAUGGCGUCGGAAAAGAUACGUACGAAGGUAGUCUCGAGGUUGCGAAGCGGAAGAGCAAGGUUGUAUAUUUUGGAAAUGCAAGCGGCGCCAUCCCGCCCUUCAACAUUGCCCGACUCACCGCGAAGAACGUCUCCAUCAUGCGCUCAACGCUGAUGCAAUAUAUUGUUACACGCGAGGAACUCGAGGUCUACGCCAACGGUGUACUGGAUAUGAUAAAAGACGGUAACUUGAAAAUCAAGAUCCACAAGGUCUACCCUCUCAGGGAUGCUGUGGAAGCACAUAAGGAUCUUGAGGGCAGAGGGACAACGGGCAAGUUAUUGUUGGCAUGUUAA
Messenger RNA from Rhinocladiella mackenziei CBS 650.93, 1002 nucleotides. RefSeq lists its product as uncharacterized. Gene Ontology annotation, molecular function: quinone reductase (NADPH) activity; zinc ion binding. Bases 1 to 1002 code for a protein of 333 amino acids. Gene Ontology annotation, cellular component: cytoplasm. The record is from RefSeq and is a predicted model, not a curated record. The transcript is spliced from 2 exons. Gene Ontology annotation, biological process: cellular response to oxidative stress. NCBI's taxonomy places the organism in Eukaryota, Fungi, Ascomycota, Eurotiomycetes, Chaetothyriales, Herpotrichiellaceae.